Messenger RNA from Glossina fuscipes, 1280 nucleotides. RefSeq names its product porimin. The record is from RefSeq and is a predicted model, not a curated record. NCBI's taxonomy places the organism in Eukaryota, Metazoa, Arthropoda, Insecta, Diptera, Glossinidae. Gene Ontology annotation, cellular component: cytoplasmic vesicle. The transcript has 3 exons.
UUGGCAAUACUGUAGACUAUCGGCAAUCGAAUCAGUCAGUCAUUUCAUUAAUUGAAGGAAUUUGUGUAACGGAGUAGGAUCUGGUAAUUUCUAUUGUCGGCUUGCAAAAUUAAGUUCCAGAAAGUUUUUUGAACAAAGGCACUAUUUCGGUGGAGAUCGCCAUAUUUGCCAUAUUAUUGCAGAUAUCGCAUUACGACGUGCCUGACGUGCCUGUGUCCAGCGAUUAAGUAAAGUAUUGACUUUGUAAUUGUGUAUAAAAGAAUUUCUUUGGAAAUUGCAUCUACGCAACACGAUGAAGUCAGUACCUUUGUUGAAUUCUCUUUUGGUGCUUUGCUUGUUCUUAGGACUUUGUUUUGUCCCGUUUAACUGUGAAGGAACAGAGGCUGUGAAUAAAAAUGAUCUAACUUCCAAAGUUAAUGGCGCGACAUUAGCAACUAACAAGGAUAAUACAGAUGUCGUACUUGAGAACCCAACACCGGAUAAAACUGUGACAACUCAAUCUUCUAAUAAUGGGUCUUCAAGUGGAUUUCAAACAACUCUAUCCGAGACGGCAACGAUUCCCUUAACGACCACAACACCCUCUAACAAUUCAACAGUAACUACUUCUAGUAUGCCUAAUCGCACCACUUCAACAACUUCUACCACUACAGUCGCUCCAACUGCUUCUACCACCAAUACUACUACUACAACUAUAGCUCCUACAACAUCCACAACGGCGCCGCUUACUACAACUACAGUAGUUCCGAACCCUGAACCUUGCCAUCGUUUUGAUGGACCAUCUUUCAUAGGAGGAAUCGUAUUAACUUUAGGUUUGUUAGCUAUAGGCGUAGUCGCCUAUAAAUUUUACAAAGCUCGCAAUGAGCGCAAUUACCAAACCCUUUGAGCCGCCACUGCUUUUACAUCCGCCUUUAAUGAGGUCUCUAGCGCUGCAUCAGCUGCCUCUAAUUCAACUGGAAACGAUGCUGAACGAGUUCGAUUUGUGCAGCCAAGUAUACCAUUGCGUUCCCCACCAUCGCCGCCACCACCGCCUCCACAGCAGCACCAACAGCAGCAAAUAAACCAAUCUUCACCUUCGGCCCAUGAAAGGCUCCUACAAACGUAAUUCAUUUAUCUAAGCAUAAAGUCAUAGCAUCAAGUUCAAUUUUUCUCAAGUAUAGUCUAUUCCUUAAUCGUUUACCCCAUGAAAGUACGUUUUGCUAUAAUGUCAUAUUUAGAAAAAUAUUAGGGCCUUCAAAUUUGUAGUUUUUCGUUUGUAUUUUCCUCUUGUCUUUUUUAAUUUA